Messenger RNA from Pangasianodon hypophthalmus (striped catfish), 1652 nucleotides. It is a transcript of the gene sh2d1aa, whose product is annotated as SH2 domain containing 1A duplicate a. The transcript is spliced from 3 exons. NCBI's taxonomy places the organism in Eukaryota, Metazoa, Chordata, Actinopteri, Siluriformes, Pangasiidae. The coding region runs from base 649 to 1017 and encodes 122 amino acids. The record is from RefSeq and is a predicted model, not a curated record.
AUGCUUGGUCACGCAGAUGCUAGUUCACGCAGAUGCUAGUUCACGCAGAUGCUUGGUCACGCAGAUGCUAGUUCACGCAGAUGCUAGUUCAUGCAGACGCUUGGUCAAGCAGAUGCUAGUUCACACAGACGCUAUUUAACGCAGACGCUAGUUCACGCAGACGCUACUUCACGCAGAUGCCAGUUCAAUCCUUAGCGUCGCUUUAUUUGAAGAAGAUAUUUCAUGGCUUGAUGAUGCAGUAAAUAAAGUGAAUGUUAGUCUGCUUUAGCUUUAGCUCUGUCUGUGGUUUGUGGUUGCAAGUGGUUAAUGGGUGGCGGAUGCUGAAUAAGUUGAUUCCAAAGACAAGCGGCUACUUCCUGUGUGUGUGCGAGUGUGUGAGCGAGUGUGUGAGCGAGUGUGUGUGUGUAUGUGUGUAUGUGUGAAUAUGCGUCUUCCUGAUUUCUGUAUCACUUCUAAAUUUAUUAGCACUCAUGUCCUCAACUACGACAACGUCUACUACUACGACGAGACGCGGAGUGUUUAUAGCAGCACUCUUAAUUUAUCUUUAGUGAUACUAGCCGAGUGUGUGUGUGUGUGUGUGUGCGAGUGAGUGUGUGUCUGUGUGUGCGCGCACGUGUGUGAGAGCUUGAGGUUAACAGUGCAAUAAGGAUGGAAGAGUUAGCGAUGUACCACGGGGCCAUCAGUAAAGAGCGAGCUGAGAGGAUUUUGGGGGCGACCGGCCGAGACGGCAGCUUCCUGAUCAGAGACAGCGAGACCGUCCCGGGGUCCUACUGCAUCUGCGUGCUCUGUGAUCAGUGUGUGUUCACCUACAGACUCUUCCAGGUCGAAGGCAAAGUGUGGAAAACAGAGACGGCUCCCGGGGUGAAAGAGCGACUCUUCCGAAACCUCCAAAACCUUCUGGCGGCGUACCGGGAGCCGAACCAGGGCAUCGCCAUGCCGCUGCGAUUUCCUGUAAAUAAUGAUCAAGCACGACGCAAGAAACCUCAUCCUCUGCCCCGGAAACACAUCCCCUGUUAACAUGUGCUCUAGAACCUCCUGAUAUCCUGACUGUAAACAUAACAUUGCAUUUUGUUUGUGUCUUGCAUCCUGACUUCUGUUUUUCUCAUUUAAAUAACUUUUUUAAUGUGUUUAUUUAUGAUUUAUUCAGCGCACAUUCACCUCUUCAUCGGGAGGAAGAUAAGCGACGCAGAACGCAUGAAUUGUUUUUCAGAUUUCUGUAAAUUUGUCAUGAGUAAUUUACAUGAUGUAUCAAAAGAAACAGCCAGUUAGUCAUAGAAAUACUUUACACAUAAGAUAAUUUUUGUUUUAAGGUAGAGGUUCAGCAGACAUUCUGAAAUCUCUCCAUAUUAAAUCAGCAACAAAAAUCAGAACAAGGAGAAUUUCCACUUUUUUUUGGCAGCUAAGAACCCAUAAGUAUUUAUUAAUAUUUUCUUAAGGCUUUAUUAAUAUUUUCUAAAGGCUUUAUUCUAAAGGUUUCGAUUCCGUUUUUUUUUUUUUUAAGGAGGAACAUCCACAUCACCUCACACCUCACACAUCUUAAAGACAAAACUGGAUGAAUUUAUUCAUAUCUUCAGUAAUACUGACAUUAAGUAAUAAUUAAAACAAAUGUAAAUAGUGUUUUUAAAUAAUUCAGUGAAAGAAUAUUUGUGCUA